Sporothrix schenckii 1099-18 is the source of this 3126-nucleotide messenger RNA. Its product is annotated as leucyl-tRNA synthetase. The transcript has a single exon. Gene Ontology annotation, molecular function: ATP binding; aminoacyl-tRNA deacylase activity; leucine-tRNA ligase activity. The coding region runs from base 1 to 3126 and encodes 1041 amino acids. The record is from RefSeq and is a predicted model, not a curated record. Gene Ontology annotation, biological process: leucyl-tRNA aminoacylation; mitochondrial translation. Gene Ontology annotation, cellular component: mitochondrion. NCBI's taxonomy places the organism in Eukaryota, Fungi, Ascomycota, Sordariomycetes, Ophiostomatales, Ophiostomataceae.
AUGCCGCUCUCCAAUGGACGAUUCCUAGGCAGCGUGCCGGUACAAGCAGCAUUGCGUCGACGGCUGGCGUCUCGGGCGCACCGCGGCUGCUGGACCACCUCUGCCGGCCUCGUCACAAAUCUCGUCACAAAUUCGGCCACAAAUUCGGCCACAUCACCUCUCGUCACCCACAGCGCGUGUCAGCAGAGACGCGGCCACGCCGACGCCGCAGGGUCCCAUCACGGACACCACAAAGUCGACUUGCUAGCACUCGACCAGAAAUGGCAGGCAAAAUGGGUGGCUGCCGCCGAGUCGGCUUCGUCUGACACAUCUUUGCCAUCCUCCUCCUUCUCCUCCUCCUCCGCAACCUCGCCGCGCCCUUUCAAAUAUGUCCUCCCCAUGUUUCCCUACCCCUCGGGCAACCUCCACCUGGGCCACCUGCGCGUCUACGCCAUUGCCGACGUCGUCGCCCGCUUCUACCGCCUGCAGGGCCACGACGUGCUGCUGCCCAUGGGCUGGGACUCCUUUGGCCUCCCCGCCGAGAACGCCGCACGCGAGCGCGGCGUGCAGCCGGCCACGUGGACGCGCGCCAACAUCGAACGCAUGCGUGCGCAGCUCGACCGCAUGAACGGCAGCUGGGACUGGUCGCGGCAGCUGUCGACGUGCGAGCCCGACUUCUACAAGCACACCCAGCGCCUCUUUUUGCUGCUGCACAAGCGCGGGUUGGCAUACCAGGCCGAGGCCGAGGUCAACUACGACCCCGUCGACCAGACCGUCCUGGCGAACGAGCAGGUCGACGCCCAGGGCCGCUCGUGGCGGUCCGGCGCCGUCGUCGAGAAGCGGCGCCUCAAACAAUGGUUCCUGCGCAUCUCCGCCUACCGCGAGGCCCUGCUGGCCGACCUCGCCGUGCUGGCCGAGAACGACGCCUGGCCCGAGCGCGUGCUCGCCAUGCAGCGCCACUGGCUGGGCCGCUCGACGGGCGCGCUCGUCAAGUUCCCGCUGCUCGCGUACGGCCAGGGCGUGCCGUCGGCGCUGGAGGUGUACACGACGCGCAUCGACACGCUGCUCGGCGUGCAGUACGUCGCGCUGGCCGCGUCGCACCCGGUCGUGCAGACGCUCGCCCAGUCGGACCCGGAGCUGCAGGCCUUCUUGGACACCCUGCCCGCGCUGCCGCCCGACGCCAAGGUCGGCUAUCUGCUGCCGCACCUGCGCGCCAUCAACCCGCUGGCCUACCACGACAGCACCCCCGACGCCGCCAAGGAGUCCCUGCCCGUCUACGUCGCGCCCUACGUGCUGGGCGACUACGGCGAGGGCGCCGUCAUGGGCGUGCCGGGCCACGACGUCCGCGACCAUGCGUUUUGGCGCCAGCACCGCGGCGCCGACCCUGUGCGCUUCGUGCUCGCCGCGUCGGAGGACGAGGCCACCACGGUGCUCGACGUCGACAAGGACGACAAAACGGACGACAAGGCGGACAACACGGCCAACGGCGACGCACCGUACGUCGGCCACGGCUACAUGACGGCCCACAGCGGUCCCUUCCAGGGCCGCCCGUCCCAGGAGGCGGGCGCCCAGCUGCUGGCGAUGCUCGAGGCCGCCGGGCUGGCCACGGCCACGGAGCGCUGGCGCCUGCGCGACUGGCUCGUCAGCCGCCAGCGCUACUGGGGCGCCCCCAUUCCCAUCAUCCACUGCGACCGCUGCGGCGCCGUGCCCGUGCCCGAGACGGACCUGCCCGUGACGCUGCCCGACGUCGAGCCGCAUUUCGCCGCCAAGGACGGCGGCAACCCGCUGGCAUCGCCUGCCGCCGCCGACUGGGCCCAUGUGCCCUGCCCGUCGUGCCACGGCCCCGCCAAGCGCGACACCGACACCAUGGACACCUUUGUCGACUCGAGCUGGUACUACAUGCGCUUUGUCGACCCGCACAACGCCGACGCCCCCUUUGCUGCCGACAAGGCCGUGCAGAACCUGCCUGUCGACCUGUACCUGGGCGGCAUCGAGCACGCCAUCCUGCACUUGCUGUAUGCGCGCUUCAUCUACAAAGUGCUAAUGACGUCGGAAUUGGUCGGCGCGCCGCCGGCCGGUGAGAGUCAGGCUGCCACGGACACGUCCUCCUCGACACCCAUCCACGAGCCCUUCGCCCGCCUCAUCACACAGGGCAUGGUCCACGGCAAGACACUCGUCGACCCGGACACCGGCCGCUACCUGCUUCCCAGCGAGGUGGACACCGCCGACGACCCCGCCCGUCCCAUUGUCCGCGCCACCGGCCGACCCGCCGCCGUCGCCUACGAGAAGAUGAGCAAGUCCAAGCACAACGGCGUCGACCCCACCGACACCAUUGCGCGCCACGGCGCCGACGCCACGCGCGCCCACAUGCUCUUCCAGGCGCCCGUCGCCGACGUCCUCAACUGGGACGAGGACAAGAUCACGGGCGUCACGCGCUGGCUCGGCCGUGUCCACGACCUCGUCGUCGCCCUGCCCGAGGUGGACGCAAAGGAGGCACAGUCGACAACGUCUGUGGCCGACGACUUAAAGGCCCGCCGCAGCAACACAAACAGCAGCGAUAUGGCCCGCUGGGACGCCGACGCGGCGGUCUGGCGCGAGGUGCAGACCACCAUUGCCUCGGUGACGGCCUCGUACACGCGCAUCUACGCGCUCAACACCGUCGUGUCGGAUCUCAUGCGCCUGUCCAACACGCUGGUGGCGGCCCAGGAGGCUGGCGUCGUCACCCCCUCGGUCCUGCGCGCCGCGGUGUCCGCCGUCGUGCGCAUGGUCGCCCCGAUCACGCCUGCCUUUGCCGAGGAGUGCUGGAGUCGGCUGGAGCCGUCGUCGGCCGGCUUGUUCGGUUCAACGCCGAACCCAGCGGCGGCGCCCAACAACGUCUUCCCCCGCGAAGACGGCUCCGCUGCCUGGCUGCAGCCGCGCCUGCAAAACUGCGCCGUCCAGAUCAACGGCAAGCUGCGGUGCGCGGUCGACAUCCCCCGCGCGCCGGCCGACCUGCAAGGCCAGGCUCUCGGUGCUUGGCUUGCCGACGCCGUCCUGGCCACCGACGAGGGCCGCGCCCGGCUAGCGGGCGACGGCCGCGUCGACAUUCGCCAGGCCAAAAAGACCAUUGUCGUCCGCAACGGCAAGUUGGUCAAUUUUGUUUUCUAA